AUGCUUUCUCUCAAACUUCUCCUCAUUUCCACCGCCGUUAUUUUCACUUCCUUGGGAUUCAAAUCCUCUCUUUCACUGGCCACCACUCACCUCCAUCUCCUAUGGACCUUUUUCCUUUUGUGCUUCACUCCUCCAUAUCUCAUCUUUACCCUCAACGCCAUCAUCAUCUUCAUCCUUGUUUCCUCCAAGUUUCACCAAUCCAACACCCAACCAAACAAUCCAAUGCUGGACUCCACCAUUUCUCCCUCUCCUCACGUCGCAAACACUGUCCUCCUUAACAUUUCACCCGCGCCCAAAGAUCAAGACAUAGAAGAACAGACCAAACAUAUUGAUCUCGGAGUUUCGCCUCCAAACACGAUGGACUCGCCGGAAUAUCUCCCGACAAUCGAUAAACCCCUAGUAUCUUCUAGGUUCACUCACCGGAAACCUCUUAAAUCCAACCCCGAAGGUGGGAAAGCGUUGAAGGUCGCCGCGAAGCAAAAACGGCACGAGACGUUGGAGAGCACGUGGAAGACGAUAACGGAGGGUCGGUCAAUACCGUUAAGUAGACACAUGAAAAAGUAUGACACGUGGCAAAACCGUUAUAACGUGGGCCCACAUCAAUCAGAAGAUUUUGUCAGCGAUUUCAACUUGAACAAGAGUGUGAGGCUGAGAAAAGAACCGUCGCUGAGUCAAGACGAGUUGAAUAAACGGGUCGAAACGUUUAUUCAAAACUUCAAUCACCAAAUGAGGUUGCAAAGAGAAGAAUCAUUAUUAAAUCACUACCAAAACAUGAUUAACCGUGGUGCUAGUUAA
Molecule: messenger RNA, 795 nt
Organism: Lathyrus sativus (Indian pea)
Lineage: Eukaryota; Viridiplantae; Streptophyta; Magnoliopsida; Fabales; Fabaceae
Source: the annotation of a GenBank genome assembly